This is a messenger RNA of Cercospora beticola, 1868 nucleotides long. It is a transcript of the gene AQP7, whose product is annotated as Aquaporin-7. The record is from RefSeq and is a predicted model, not a curated record. Gene Ontology annotation, molecular function: water channel activity. Gene Ontology annotation, biological process: water transport; transmembrane transport. Gene Ontology annotation, cellular component: plasma membrane. Lineage: Eukaryota; Fungi; Ascomycota; Dothideomycetes; Mycosphaerellales; Mycosphaerellaceae.
CGUGUGUUGACCUCGUGGCACCCAUCUCCUCCCGUCUGCGUGUCUCGAUCUUCUCUCCAUCAUACCUCACAGCUAUCACAUUGACCUACACCCUUCGCACGAGCCUGAUAUCUACGCGACAUUCAUCACAGCAUACACCUACGGCAUCGAUAUCCGCGCACACGAGCGGCCAUCGGGCUCGACUACCUAUCACACAGAGCUCCUCUACAGCUGCAUUACCGCCCUCCGAUAAAAUGGAUCCCAACAAGACCUUCGUCUCCGUGCCAGGUCUCGGCAAUAAAGAGGAGCCCGGGCAUCUGAAUGAACACAGGCUGCCGUUCAUAGGAUUUCUGCCAAAUCGAGUUCGCAACCAUUUCAUCGCCAUGGUCGGCGAGUUUAUUGGCACCUUCCUGUUUUUGUUCUUCGCCUUCAGUGGGACACAAGUCGCCAAUGCCGCAGCAGCUGGAGCGAAUGCUGGCAGCGAGGAAUUGAGUCAAGUGCCCAAUGCUCCUGUGCUGAUGUACAUCGCUCUGGCUUUUGGUUUCAGCUUGGCUGUGAACGCAUGGGUAUUCUUUCGUAUCAGCGGAGGUCUAUUCAACCCAGCCGUCACCCUCGGCCUGGCAAUGAUCGGAGCGAUCAACUGGGUGCGAGCGCUUCUUACUUUCAUCGCUCAAAUACUGGGUGCUAUCGCUUCCGCAGCGGUCGUGUCGGUCCUCUUUCCUGGCCCGCUUGCCGUCUCGACGAACCUGAGCGCUGGCACUUCGCUUGCUCGCGGAUUGUUCAUUGAGAUGUUUCUCACCGCCGAGCUCGUCUUCACCAUCUUCAUGCUCGCUGCCGAGAAGCACAAGGCCACUUUCAUUGCUCCGGUCGGCAUUGGCCUCGCGCUUUUCAUCGCCGAGCUCUCCGGCGUCUUCUUCACUGGUGGUUCCCUCAAUCCGGCUCGCUCGUUCGGUCCUUGCGUCGUUCUCCGCUCCUUCCCCAGUGCUCACUGGAUUUACUGGCUGGGACCAGCUCUCGGUUCGCUCCUUGCAGUUGGAUUCUACCGCUUUGUCAAGGUCUUAGAGUAUGAGACUGCAAACCCGGGUCAGGACUUCAACGAGCACGAGGCAGAGCACUUCGAAUUCGAUGAGGACAAUGCAGCAACUGGCGCUGAUGUGGCUCGACCUGUUCCAACAGGUCUCAGUCCCAUCAACUCAGCUGCCAGCCGGGACUCUGCACAGCAAAUUCCAGGCUUUGGUGACCGCCUUCCGCAGACGCCUCCUAGCACUGGCGUCCCGAGCGCCCCCAAUGUCCCAGGGCCGGCCACAUCCCCAUCAGCCUCUGGUGCGCCGCUGACCCGUAGCGAAAAGAGCCAUGACGACGACACCGGCAAUAGAAAAGAGCAGCCCGAUACUCGAAGGAAGAGCGACAGUGAUACGUUCAGCACUGCGAAAACACCAUCGUUGAAUGAGAUUCCGCCGACACCCAGCAAGCUGCCCGGGGAGAUGGUCAUUGCGGGCAAGCCGUACGUGCCUUCAGUCAAAGGCGACGAAAAGCGAGACGCCAUGCCAGCGGCCAAGGAAGAAAGGCAUGAUGCUCCUCCGAGCAAGGACGACAAGCGCGACCCUGCACUUCCAAAGGAUGAGAAACAUGAUGCUUCAGCAAGCACAAACGAGAAGCAAUCUGCGGCACCGCUCAAGGCCGAGAGUCGUGACGCUGCACCACUCAAGGACGAAAAGCGUGAAGUUCCGCUGAGCAAAGCCAAGGAUGCAGGGAGCGUCGCACCGGCAGGUGCAAAUGGGAAGCCUACUCUUGCUGUCCCAUGAAUGAUUUGAGCGCUGUAUUAGUAUACUAAUGAUAGAUACGAACACAUGAUACCCCUACGAUUAUCUUGGACACCGGAAGCCUUC